Pollicipes pollicipes is the source of this 2625-nucleotide messenger RNA. It is a transcript of the gene PolE2, whose product is annotated as DNA polymerase epsilon subunit 2. Bases 263 to 1834 code for a protein of 523 amino acids. The transcript has 12 exons. The record is from RefSeq and is a predicted model, not a curated record. Gene Ontology annotation, biological process: DNA-templated DNA replication; error-prone translesion synthesis. Gene Ontology annotation, molecular function: DNA binding. Gene Ontology annotation, cellular component: epsilon DNA polymerase complex. NCBI's taxonomy places the organism in Eukaryota, Metazoa, Arthropoda, Thecostraca, Pollicipedomorpha, Pollicipedidae.
ACCGGGGUAAUGUAUUGCGGCAUCAGCGUUGGUAAGCGUGGUAUUUUCCGGAAGUUGCGAAUGGGCGCCUGCUGUUUCAUGAGUUCCAAUUUCCAUGCAUCUAAGCCGAGAAAAGUCCAACUCCCUUGGUGUUGGUUUAAGCUGAGCUGACGCAUAGAAAUGGUAUUGGAGUGAAUGGAAGAUAGAACACAAGCUGUGAGGGCUGGCGCUGGACGAGUCGUCUGAGAAGUAGGGGCCAGCGAGGACCAUCGACCGCACCGCCAUGGAGCGAGCACCAUUGAAGCAGAAAGUAAACUCCACCUUCAGGCUGAAUGGCUACACCUUGAAAAGUGAGGCCGCCAACUACGUCGUGGAGGCUUUGCUGCAAGUGAGUGAACAGCAGCGGCAGCUGUGGCUGGACAAGAUCCUGCUCACCAUCCAGAAGCAGCCGCUGGACUCGUGCAACAUCGACCGGGAGCUCAUCCGCAGCGUUCUGCAGGACUGCGUCAGCGAGACACGGGGCGAGGUUGACUUCUUUAUGGUGUUUGACGCAUUUAGCUUCCCGUCCUUCACGUAUUGCACCAACAAGCAGAAGUUCCUGAAGGAUGACCUGCUUGGUCUGCCUCCCAAGUCUAUCCUUCCUGAUGGCGUCGCCUCGAAGGCCGAAGUUUUCAGGAGCAGGUACCACUUGAUCCAGCAGCGUUGCCUGCGUAACGAGCUGUUCCGAGCGGAGGGCGCGGUGGGCGGCCGGCGCCGUUUCCGGCUACAGCCGGUGGAGCUGCUGCUGGGCUCCUCCAGUCGGCUGACAGACGUGCUGGUGCUGGGUAUGCUCACCCAGCUCACCGAGGGCAAGUUCUUCCUGGAGGACCCCACCGGCGCCGUCCAACUCAACCUCGACGACACCAAGUUUCCGAUCGGCAUGUUCUCUGAAGGCUGCUUCGUACUGUGCGAGGGCAGCUACGACGACAACGUGUUUGACUGCACCGUGAUGGGCUUUCCUCCAGCCGAGGACGCCGAGACGUUCCGGAACCAUUUUGGAAACCAAAAUAUGUUUGGAGGACCAAAUCACAUUUGUGCGCGGGCCAACACUGAGCUUCAAGUGCUGGAAAAACAGCUAGAUGGCAGCAUGUUUGUCUUCCUAUCGGACGUCUGGCUGAACCAGCCUCAGGUGAUGGACCGCCUGCGACGCCUUUUCGACGGCUUCAAGGACUCUCCGCCCACGGCCUUCGUCAUGAUGGGCAACUUCUCCGACGCGCCAAGGAACGCCAACAGCUACAAGGAGCUGCGAAACCACUUCGUGCUGCUGGGCGAGAUGGUGGCCAAGGUUCCCGAGCUGAAGGCCUCCCGGUUCGUGUUCGUGCCGGGCCCCACCGACCCCGGCAUCGCACCCAUUCUUCCCAGGGCCCCGCUGCCAGCCUACAUAUCUGCGGAGUUUCAGAAGCGGAUACCUAACUCGGUGUUCACGACGAACCCUUGCCGCAUCCAGUUCUGUUCGCAGGAGAUGGUCGUGUUCCGGGAGAACGUGCUGUCUAAGCUCUGUCGGCACGGCAUCUACUACCCGACCGAGAACUGUCCUGACAUCCCGCCCCACUUCGUGACGACCCUGGUGUCGCAGUGUCACCUGGCGCCGCUGCCGCCGCACGUGUGCCCCGUGUUCUGGCAGCACGACCACGCGCUGCGGCUCUACCCGCUGCCGGACGUGAUCGUGUGCGGCGACAAGUUCGACCACUACAGCACCACCAAGCUUGGCUGCACCGUCAUCAACCCGGGCUCGUUCCACAAGGAGUAUAUGUUCAAAGUGUACCUGCCCAGCUCUCGGACUUGUGAGAACUCACAGAUCAGCGACGACAGCUGAUCUUGUCGGCCCCUGGGCUGGCUGCGGGCUCAGAUCAGACGGUGACUGGUGGGGAGUGGCGUGUCGGCCAUUGCCCGCGUGUCUGGACCCGGCGCUAGAUCCGCUGCGGGUGCCAUGGCCGAUGGUGCAGAUGAUGAUGGCCGGGGGUGCAGCUCGAUAGCCUGAGGCACUCCGUCUCGCAUUUCUACUACCAGCCGGUGACCUGCGAGCGUCCUGGAGAUGCCGCCCGACGCCGUGACGACACGCGGCGGCGACGGCGUUCGUGAGCCGGGGGCGCUGCUGCGGACGCGACGGUGUGUACUGCGGCGGGUGUCGUGAGCCGGGGGCGCUGCUGCGGACGCGACGGUGCGUACCGCGGCGGGUGUCGUGAGCCGGGGGCCGCUGCUGCGGACGCGACGGUGCGUACCGCGGCGGGUGUCGUGAGCCGGGGGGCGCUGCUGCGGACGCGACGGUGGGUACCGCGGCGGAUGUGAGCCGGGGGGCGCUGCUGCGGACGCGACGGUGGGUACCGCGGCGGAUGUGAGCCGGGGGGCGCUGCUGCGGACGCGACGGUGUGUACCGCGGCGGAUGUCGUGAGCCGGGAGCUCUGCUGCGGACGCGACGGUGCGUACCGCGGCGGGUGUCGCGAGCCGGGGGGCGCUGCUGCGGACGCGACGGUGCGUACCGCGGCGGGUGUCGUGAGGCGGAGGCGGUCCCGAUGGGAGGCUCAGGCCGGCGCGGCUCCGACCGACUGCCCGCUGUGGUCGGGCUGAUGACUCCGAGUGCUCGCUGCUGGCGGUGACGUGGGGAUG